AUGGAAGCGGGGGACAAAAGAGGAUGUACUAUGAAGCAAGCAUCCGCCCUAACAGAACUCCCCUCAGAACUCAAGCAACGUGUCGCUUCCUUUCUCUCGGUCCGCGAUCUCAUGAAACUAACCAAGACAUCCAAGUCGAUUCGAUCCAACUUGGAUGUGACACUAGUAUCUUCACCAUUGACAGAUCGGGCUUCCCAGAACAAAGUCUAUCAAACAUUAGAUACGCAACAGUGCUUUGCAACAGUUGUCCCAAAUCAAGAAUCGUUGCCUCAUUCAAUGACUUUCUGCUGCGGUGUGAUCUCUGCCGGAAGAAGCGGUGGAAUUGUGUGCAUCAAAGAGCAAGAAAUUCCAGUAAAUUCAAGUCCCAAUGAUCUCAAGGAGACGUCAUUUGCUGUUGGCAAAGUUGUUGCCACGAUUGCAGACUUGUACGAUGGACAGCGAAUUGUAUUAUCGUUUUACCCCCAACGAAACAAGUAUUAUCAGUUUUGGAUCAGAUCUGACGGGUUUGACGAUGACGAGGCUCUGCCCUUUGAAAGUAUGAGGCUAUGUUGCAUAGGUUUCGGAGCAAAUCCAAUGGACUACACUGCCUAUCAAUACGAUGACAACGUGCAACGACGCAGACGUUAUUUUCGGACGGUUGUGAAAUAA
Molecule: messenger RNA, 648 nt
Organism: Cylindrotheca closterium
Lineage: Eukaryota; Bacillariophyta; Bacillariophyceae; Bacillariales; Bacillariaceae
Source: the annotation of a GenBank genome assembly